AUGGCUCCUCUCCGCCACUUCAUCACGGGCGACUUCGAGAAGCGCACGGUGUUCCUGCCGGACAAGGAGUACGGCCUCGCGCUCGACGCCCUCGUCAAGGGCUGCGCCGACGUGCUCAUCACGUCCGGCGCGGGCCCGUCGCUGCGCAUCCUGCUGGGCAAGCGCCGCGUGGAGCCCCAGCCGGACUGGUGGUUCGUCGGCGGGCGCACGCGGCCCGGCGACACGCCCGCCGAGGGCGCGGCGCGCAACGUGAAGCGCGAGCUCGGGCUCGCGCUCGACCCGGCCCGCUUCGCGGCCGUCGGGACCUACAGCUUCGUCUGGCGCCUCCGCGCGCAGGCGCCCGCGACGAACGGCACCGCGGACGUCUCCACGGUCUUCGAGCUCCACCUCGCCGACGACGAGGCGGCGGACCUGUCGCCGGCGCGCUUCGACGCCGAGGAGUACGCCGACGCCGCCUGGACGCGGCCCGACGCCGUGCUCGCCGGCGACUACCACCCGGCCCUGCAGCAGGCCGUCCGCGACCUCCUCGCGCGCCGCGCCUACGGGGCCCUGCGCGACGCGGCCGCCGACGCGAGCGCGGGCGCGGGCGCCGUCGCGGCCGCCGCGACGGCCUACGUCGCCUGGCGCGAGUCCGCGCCGACGGACGGGUGCAAGGUCCGCUUCGAGGACGGCGCGUACGUCUUCGUGGACCCGGCGACGGGCGCCGCCGCGCCGCGGCCGGCGACGGGCGCCGCCUACUGGGCGCGCUGGAAGCUCCUCGCGGACGCGCGGGGCGCCGCCGCCCCGCGCUGGGGCCUCGCGGUCCUCGGGCUCGCGGCGUCGACGCGGUGGCAGCCGGCGCGCUUCACCGUGACGCGGCAGCACUGCGCGACGAUGAAGGGCACCAUGGCGUCCUCGUCGCCAGAAGAGACCGAGGCGCGCAAGGCCAACAAGGCGGCCGGCGAUGCCGCGUUCGCGGACGACGACGACGACGACGACGACGACGACGACGACGACGACGACGACGAGCAGAUGGAGCGCGCCCCGAUGCCGUGGCCGACGCCCCGGCCGACGCCCGCGCCCCGGCCCGCGACGGCGCCGCCGACGCAUCGGCCCACGCCCCGGCCCGCGCCCCGGCCUGCCGGCCCCGAGGAGGAGUGCUUUGCGCUCCAGGCGACGCACGGCGUCAAGCCCGCCAUGACCUGGGGCACCCUGGACCGCAAUCCGUCCUCGUUCCGCCGCUGGAAAGAACUCGGCUGCGGCGGCGUCGUCGAGCGGGCGGCGAACGCCGCGGCCGACGCGGCGGCCGACGCGGCGCGCGAGGUCUGCCCCAAGUCCGCAGACCCGAAGCCGCUCAUCGCGGUCUGCUCCGGCACGACGACGCGCCAGAAGGGCGGCUGGAUCACCCCGCGGCCCGGCCACCUCGAGGACCUCGCGGCGUUCCAGUACCUGCUGCCGUCGUUCAAGCGGACCGCCGAGUGCGGCUUCCGCUACCUCGUCGUGCUCGCCUACGACGUCGGCGACCAGUUUUGGGACCGGGGCGACGGCGUCGCCCGCGCGCGCGCGUGGUUCGAGGCGUCCAUCGCGACGCCGCUCGCGGCCGCGAAUAUGGACGUCGAGCUCCGCUUCGUGAAGGUCGACAACGCGGUUAAAAAGCCGGGCCCCGUCUUCGCCGCGAUGACGCGAGCCGCCUACGCGGCUUGGAAGGCCGACUACAUCUACCGCGUCAACGACGACACGGAGUUCAAGACCAAGUGGGCGCGGCCCUUCGUCAACGCGCUCGCGUCCAUGGGCAACGUCGGCGCCGUCGGCCCGCUCUGCCGCCAGGGCAACACGGCGAUCCUCACGCACGACUUCACGCAUCGCACGCACAUGGACAUCUUCGACGGCGCCUACUACCCGCCGGAGCUCAGCGACUGGUGGAUGGACGACUGGAUCACGGGCGUCUACGGCAGUUUGCGCACGCUCAUGGGCGACCGCGUCGAGGUAAUCCACCACACGGGCAAGCACGGCCAGCGCUACGCCGUCGACUUCGCCCACGAGAAGCUCGUCAAGCAGCUCAUCGCCGCGGGCCACGCCCGGGUCGAAUCCUUCGUCGCCGCGCGCGACGCGCCGCCCCCCGGGAACCCGCCGCCGAGCUUUCGGCGCUUCCGCCUCAAGUCGCACGGCGGCUUCCAGCGGCGGCGCCGCCUCCGAGCCGCCGGCCGCGACUCGGUCUCAUAG
Aureococcus anophagefferens is the source of this 2202-nucleotide messenger RNA. RefSeq lists its product as hypothetical. The record is from RefSeq and is a predicted model, not a curated record. Lineage: Eukaryota; Pelagophyceae; Pelagomonadales; Pelagomonadaceae. The transcript has 3 exons. Bases 1 to 2202 code for a protein of 733 amino acids.